AUGCUGCAAAUCAUGGAGCUGUGGAAAGAAGUGAGGAAGAAACAAGGAUCCAGCGAGGAUUGCGUGAUGAAUGCACUUGCUACUCGUCUACCAGAAUUCAAUCAGGACCCGAACUCAAGCUCGAACACGGAUACGAUCCACCUUCUAAUGAAGCAAAUCAUGGAACUGUGGAAGUCUUGUCGAGAACCCAUGGCUGAACUAGCAAGAAUCCAACGAAGAGUACAAAGACUACUUGGAACUGCAGAAUCACAUACAGAUGAUCGACAAAGCCAAGUUUUCAAGUAUUUGUCCUACAUCUCCUCCACGUUCCCAAAAGGCGCUGCUGACAAUACACAUGAAAGUCUCGUUGCUGUUGAUACUUAUUUCAGUAACAGCUUGCCAGAAACAAGAGAGAAUGAGAAUGAACAAGUACAUAAAUAUAAGAUGCGUUACGGAAGAACCGGAACAUGUGGGAGGAUGUCAGCAUUGGCAGUACGUCGUUGGUCCUUUAUUCACACUUUGUACAUAUUUUUCAUCUUCGUACUCAAAUACAAAGUUAAUUGA
This is a messenger RNA of Cylicocyclus nassatus, 543 nucleotides long. Lineage: Eukaryota; Metazoa; Nematoda; Chromadorea; Rhabditida; Strongylidae. The record is from the annotation of a GenBank genome assembly.